This is a messenger RNA of Volvox carteri f. nagariensis, 1842 nucleotides long. RefSeq lists its product as uncharacterized. The record is from RefSeq and is a predicted model, not a curated record. Bases 1 to 1842 code for a protein of 613 amino acids. NCBI's taxonomy places the organism in Eukaryota, Viridiplantae, Chlorophyta, Chlorophyceae, Chlamydomonadales, Volvocaceae. The transcript is spliced from 5 exons.
AUGUCAAAACUUAAGGCAGCCCUGGGUAUGAAAGAGGACAUCCGGGAGGGCGAUGCGUUCAACAGGGAAUUGCAGGAGCAAUUGAAGGCUCAGCGCAUAGCCGAGCGCGAGGCGGCCCAGAAAGCCCGUGAGGAGGAGGCCAAGCGUCGGGCUAAGGAGGCGGAGCGGCGAGAGAAGGAGAGGGCUAAGGAGGCGAAGCGGCGGGAGAAGGAAGCCAAGCAGCGGGAGGAGGAGGCCAAGCAGCUUGCAAAGGAGCGUGAGGCUGCUCGUUUAGCAGAAGAGGAGCGUCGACGCAACGCGUCUCCAGAAGCACGGCUGUAUCGCAAAUACGAAGCUGCACCCGAGAGGUACGACCCGUAUGCUGAGGAGCGCGGCCGCUAUGUGGGUGAGCGAGGCCGUUACAUAGAUGAACGGAGAUACGAUUGGGACCGGGAGCAGCAGGAGCGUGGGCGGGGCGGACGCGAUAUGGGCCCACGGGACCAGCGGGAGCUUGGACGGGGUAGGCACUACAUGGGAUCGCAGCCGUCCCGUGCUUCUGCCGAUGCCCGUGAUGGCCCUCUGGAGCGGCCCCAACGCGAUGGCCGUGGGGCUGCGACAGUGCGCGACGGCAAGCCCAGCCAUCGACGUCGUUCCACGUCACCGUCGAGUAGCAGUAGCGGCAGUGACUCAGAUUCCGGCUCUGAAUCAUCGGACACCAGCUCAGGAUCCAGUAGCUCUAGCUCUGAUUCCGAUUCCGACUCUGACAGCGGCAGCAGCGGCAGUGAUACGACAUCUUCCUCGUCUGGCUCGGACGGAGCCCGCCAUCGCAGAGGCGGAAAUAAAGAUGAUGACAGGGCCAAAUAUGGCCAGGACAGGAAAGCACCGUCGCCAGAGGCACCGGAACCCAAGCGGCGACGUAUCGAGGAGGGACCGCGUGAGACGGCAGCUCCAGCUGGGUCCCCAGGCCGCGGCGGGGCCGGUGGCAGUCGUAACCGUGGCGGUGACGGCGGGAGUGCAGCAGCUACGGCGCGUGGAGAAAGGCGCCAGGAUGACGAGCGGGGCCCUAAGGGAACAGGAGAGGCGCCGGGACGCCCUCGUCGCCAUCACGAUGAGGACGACGGUGCGGAUGGCGCAGAUAUGCGGAACGUUAAGCCGCGCCGCAGCGAGGAGGAGCCUGACCCGCGGCGUGGUGCAGUGGCAGCUACUGAUGGCGACGGGUAUGACGGCCGUGACACCAAAGGCCUGUCAGGGGAGCGCAAUCGUCAUGCGGAGCCUAAAGGCAGGCAGACCGAGCCGUUGGGACGGGAUCGUGAUCGUGGAGCUGCCGCACGCGAGGAUCGCGAGCAUGAGGACUUGGGCCGUGCCCGGCGGGAGGAGCGCAACCAACGUGAUGAGGACGGCCGGCAUGUCAGCAGGGGCGGAAACGCGGACAGGGAUGGAGAGCGGCAGCGUGACACGGCCCGGGUUGGGCGAGACGGAGAACGGGAACGUCCUUACGGGGGCGAGCGAGAGCGGUCACGUGAGCAGGACCGAGAUGCCGAGCGAGAGAGGGAUUUGGAGCGCAGCGGUCGCCGGGGCGAUGGCAAUGAGAACGGGGGCGACAAGGACCAUUACCUGAAGUCCGUGGACGGCAUCGUGCAGGAGCGAGGAGGACGUGGCCGUGGUGGUCCCCGGGAGUACGAUGGUAGACGCCGGGAUGAGUACGACAGGGACAAGGGCAGGAGCGUUGAGGCUGGCGGUCGUCGGGGCACCCCUCACCUCUCACUAAUCCCCUCUUCCACCCACCCCACCUCACCCUGCACCCGGCUCACCUUUAAUACCCCAUUCCUAGCCCUCAUCCUGCAGCUGUCACGAUCACUCUGA